UAGUUUCCAUUUUUUAUCAUAUUCUAAAACUAGUUAAAAAUAUGGUAUAUUUUUCUUUUUCUUUUUGAUUUGGGCGUCUACAUAUUGUUCCUUUUAUGUGGUCUGAACAGAGUUGACACACAAACAAGAGCACAACAGACCUUGAUUGAUAACUUGAUAAGGAAAUGUUGGGUUCUGAGGUCUGAAAAUAAAGAGAUUUAUGCAUCAAUAAGGAACAAAUUCUGCCUCUUUUCUGCUUAGAUAUUUCUGGGCAUUCGGAAUUUCAGAUUCUUAUCUUUUGUAACAUAUUGUAAACUCCUUACUCCUUUUAUCCUUUCUAAAUCUGUUUUUCCAGCCCCAGGGUUGAUGUUCUUCAGAAUAUAGGAAUCUUGCCUUUUUUAUCUGCAAAAUUUUCCGUACUGGCUAGGGUUUCUGGAUUAGUUCACUUUUCUUGUUGGAUUUGACUAGCAGCUGAAUUUUUGGCAUGGAAAUUUGUUAGAGUUUUGGGGGGCUUCUGAUUUUUCUUACACAAAUUUGAAUCCAAAAUUCCCUUCCCGUAUGUGAAAUUCUCCUGGAAACAAAAUGGUGCAAAAGUUUUUUUGACAGAUCAUAAAAUUUUCUCCUAAGCCGCUGAGCACAAGAGCUACUUCCUGAAAAUGGUGAGAGGAAAGAUUCAAAUGAAGCGAAUUGAAAACGAAUCGAGCAGGCAGGUUACCUUCUCAAAACGCAGAAAUGGGCUGUUAAAGAAAGCUUAUGAGUUAUCAGUACUUUGUGAUGCUGAAGUAGCUCUGAUUAUUUUCUCACAGAAAGGAAGACUUUUUCAGUUCUCAAGCUCCAACAUGGAAAAUACAAUAGAGAAAUACCUUGAGCAUGCAAAAGAAAAGGAGACCACGACUAACAACACUGAAGUUCGACAUGUGCAGCAUUUGAAGAAUGAAGAAGCAUUCAUGACAAAGAAGAUAGAGCUCCUUGAAAGCUCCAAAAGGAAGCUUUUAGGGCAGGGCUUGGGUACAUGUUCAGUUGAAGAACUGCAAGAUAUUGACAGCCAGCUAGAAAAAAGCCUAAAAAACAUACGAGCAAGAAAGGCUGAAUUAUACAAGGAGGAUAUAGAAAAAUUAAAAGCAAAGGAGAAGAGUCUUUUUGAAGAAAAUACAAGAUUGCGUGAAAAGUGUGGAAUAAAGCCGAAUCAGACACAAGAAAAACAAAAAGAAAAUGCUAGUUGCAGCCAAAGUACAGUGAGCUUAGAUGUGGCGACUGAUCUGUUUAUUGGUCUACCCUUCAAUCCACAAUAGCCAUUGACAGUCAUAAUUUAUCAAGUUCAAAAUAAAUUCAGAUUUCAGAUGAUCAUUUCCAGUAAAUAUGUUGAAAUAAUUAUUUAUUUAUUUUUAGAGAUUUGAAUGGCAUAUGAUGAAUAAAUCAGUUGCAGUGAGUAUUUGUACUAAAUUCAUGUUAAUAUAUGUCGAAGUUUCAGAUUUUAAUUG
Messenger RNA from Olea europaea var. sylvestris, 1460 nucleotides. Its product is annotated as MADS-box protein AGL42-like. Bases 636 to 1271 code for a protein of 211 amino acids. The transcript is spliced from 10 exons. NCBI's taxonomy places the organism in Eukaryota, Viridiplantae, Streptophyta, Magnoliopsida, Lamiales, Oleaceae. Gene Ontology annotation, molecular function: DNA-binding transcription factor activity, RNA polymerase II-specific; RNA polymerase II cis-regulatory region sequence-specific DNA binding; protein dimerization activity. The record is from RefSeq and is a predicted model, not a curated record. Gene Ontology annotation, cellular component: nucleus. Gene Ontology annotation, biological process: positive regulation of transcription by RNA polymerase II.